Molecule: messenger RNA, 648 nt
Organism: Colletotrichum spaethianum
Lineage: Eukaryota; Fungi; Ascomycota; Sordariomycetes; Glomerellales; Glomerellaceae
Exons: 2
Coding region: 1-648 (215 amino acids)
Molecular function (GO): acyltransferase activity, transferring groups other than amino-acyl groups
Source: RefSeq, a predicted model, not a curated record
AUGCCAACCGCAAGCGUUCUCAUCCUCGAACCCGCGACCGUCGAAGACGUCCCGGCCCUCACGGAGGUCUGGUUCGCCGCCUUCGCACAGGACCCGGAAAUCGCCCGCCUCUGGCCGGACACACCCCGCGUGCGCGCGUGGUGGGACGGCGCCAACCGCGACGACAUGCUCGCCAAGCCCUUCCAGCGCUUCGUCAAGGUUGUCGACCCGGGCAGCGCGGACGCUCGCGGGCGGGCGAGGAUCGCGGCGUGGUCGAAGUGGGACACGUCCAUGCCGGCGCAGAGGGGCCGCCGGUACCCGCCCUGCUGCGAGGACAUGCCGGGCGAGGUGUUCGACGCGUUCUUCGAGAAGGAGGAGAGGGAGAGGGGCCGGGUCAUGGGGAGGAGAAGCAUUACUGUGAGAGGAGACUGUUGCCCCGCGUCCGAUAGGGAUUUGGAUACGCUGGUGACGCACCCCGACUAUCAGCGACGGGGUGCCGGGUCGAUGCUGCUGGAAUGGGGGUGCGGGCUCGCGGACGAGAACGGGGUCGCGGCGUAUGUGGAUGCGAGCAAGGCUGGCAAGGGGCUGUAUGAGAGGUUCGGGUUUGUGGACAAAAGUGAAGCCGAUGCGGGCGAGGUUGCGUCGAUGGCGAGGCGGCAGCGCUCCUGA